AUGGCAAUGAUCAUACCAAGUGCUAAGACAUUGGUUUCUAAAAUACCAUGCUUUCCUAAAAGUAUGAUUACAGGAGAGAGUGUCUCAGGCACCUAUAGAAAAUGGGAGACUUCUCAAGCCCCCAGGAAGGUGCUUGGUUCCUCCACCUCUGCGACUAAUUCCAUGUUCCCUUCAUCAAGGAAGGCUGAAAGUAAGUAUGCAGGAGGGAAUCCAGUUUAUGUGCACCCAACUCCUCAGUGGCAAAAAGGAAUUGGAGAGUUCUUCAGAUUGUACCCUAAAGACUAUAAGAAAGAGAAUCAGAUUUCUGAAGAGGCAGGAAGCAGUGGCUUAGGAAAAGGAAAGAGCAAAGUAUGUUCUUUGCCACCUGAUCACACAGAUGACAAAGAAGAAUAGAACUUUUUAAUUCAUCCUUGACUAAUGUUCUUUAUUUACUCUGGUGUCCUAGGAUGUAAAUUUACAUAAAUGUAUUUGUUCCAGUUAGCAUUGUU
Molecule: messenger RNA, 488 nt
Organism: Artibeus jamaicensis (Jamaican fruit-eating bat)
Lineage: Eukaryota; Metazoa; Chordata; Mammalia; Chiroptera; Phyllostomidae
Product: PCNA-associated factor-like
Exons: 2
Coding region: 1-393 (130 amino acids)
Biological process (GO): regulation of cell cycle; translesion synthesis
Cellular component (GO): nucleus
Molecular function (GO): chromatin binding
Source: RefSeq, a predicted model, not a curated record